Molecule: messenger RNA, 2451 nt
Organism: Neoarius graeffei (lesser salmon catfish)
Lineage: Eukaryota; Metazoa; Chordata; Actinopteri; Siluriformes; Ariidae
Product: F-box/LRR-repeat protein 12-like
Exons: 4
Coding region: 39-1118 (359 amino acids)
Biological process (GO): SCF-dependent proteasomal ubiquitin-dependent protein catabolic process
Cellular component (GO): SCF ubiquitin ligase complex
Molecular function (GO): protein binding
Source: RefSeq, a predicted model, not a curated record
UUGUACUUCCGGUCGCAGAGUGGGGUUUGUUUUCCAAAAUGGCCGCUAUGAGAAUUUGCUCUCUGGAUUAUUUCCCUGAAAAUAUUUUAAUUGAAGUUUUAUCCUACUUAAGUGUCCGAGAACUUGUUCGCAAUGGAAGAGUGUGUAAGCGAUGGAAAGCUUUAAUAAAAGACCAGAGACUCUGGAGAACUGUGGACCUUUCGACAUGGACACGGGUGACCUCAAGGGUGCUCUGGACGUUAUUGCGGCAGUAUCUGGGACGUGGUGUAUGUUCUCUCCACCUGCGUGGGUUGCUGCAGAGUGCACGUAGAGGCUCGUUCCUCUCUGAGCCGUGGCUGCAGACUCUGAGCUCGAAAUGUCCUCGACUCCGCAGACUCACUCUUACUCACACGGACCUGCGUGGCCUGCCCAGCUGCUCCUUAUUACCUCCGAGCUUACAGGUGCUCGAACUGCACAGCUGCGAACUCCCACCUGGCUUUUUUACCCAGACUCCGUUAAAGCCAGUGCAGAACGGCUCAGUGAAAGAAUCUCCGACCUCUUCGUCAUCUUGUGUUAUCGAAGCACUAAUUCUGGACAAUGUGCCAUCGUUCACUGACCAGCACCUAAAGAGCCUGAGCUCAUGGGAGCACCUGCGGCGUCUGGAGCUGCGCGAUGUGUUGCGUGUGACCGUGGCAGGACUGAAGGGAUGCGCUCCACCUGGCCCACACGCGCUAAAACGCCUCACGCACCUGGAAUUGGAGGGCUUCAGCCGGCAGCAGAUGGCAGCACUGGGCUUGGCUGGGGGUUGGGCGGGACUGGAACAGCUCACGCUCGGCGGGCGGGAAGUCGCCCCCGGUCUGCUCUGCCUCAGUCGACUGGUCGGGUUGCGCUGGCUGCGACUGCGUAGCUGCAAACUCUCGGAGACGUUGGUGCUGCGCAGCUGCGGUGCGCUGACGGAGCUGCAGAUGUUAGAGUUCCUGCAGGUGGAGUUUGCAUUGGAGGCCGAGAGAACAGACAGACGAAGGGGUGAAAAGAGUCAAAAUGACCUUCUGUCUGAGCUCAAACAAGCGCUGUCCAACCUGCUACCCAAGUGCACUGUUGUGUUCAUGCAAUGUACCUUUAUAGUUGGUGUGGACUGACACAGCGGGAUGGGUGAUCUCGGAAUUACGGUCAUGACAAGCUAGAUCAAUUAACGCAGUGGAUUUAGACUGAUCAGAGAAAGCCUGUUAACAAUGUUCUACUCAAAUCCACCAAGUGACAAAGAGCCAACUGGAUGCGAGAUGUACUUCAACCAAUCACAGAAAGCCAACUAAAAACCAGGGCAGUUCUCCACUCAAAUCUGCCUAGCAACAAGUAGCCAAUUAGAUGCAAUAUUUAUUUUGACCAAUCACAGAAAGCCUACUCAUAACCUGCAACUCUACACUCAUCUGCCGGGCAACAAGUAGCCAAUUGGAUGCUUGCAACUUGUGCCUUUUUUUUUUUUUUUAUAUAAUACUUUUGAGCAGUUUUUGCUUUUCGGUCACAAUAAGUUUCCUUAGAAUAGAGUAUUUUGGUGAUUGAAUUGGGGUGUUUUUUUUUUUUAAAUACUGCUGUUUUCUUGUCUUGUGUCUCUUCUAACUUGUCAGCAAACCUCACAAGAAACCAAAUAUCACUAUCAAUACCAAGUAUCAUGAAGAAAAUGUUCUGAAAGUGAUAGUUUGGGUAAAAAUGAAAUGUAGACUACCGUUCAAAAGUUUGGGGUCACUUUGAAAUGUCCUUAUUUAUUUUUGAAAGAAAAGCACUGUUCUUUUCAAUGAAGAUCACUUUAAACUAAUCAGAAAUCCACUCUAUACAUUGCUAAUGUGGUAAAUGACUAUUCUAGCUGCAAAUGUCUGGUUUUUGGUGCAAUAUCUCCAUAGGUGUAUAGAGGCCCAUUUCCAGCAACUCUCACUCCAGUGUUCUAAUGGUACAAUGUUGCUAUGUUCACACUUGUACCGGUACGAAAGUGGUAUAACUGUAUCGAUACAAAGUAUACCGGUACAGUUUAGUGCAUCUGUCCACACUAGCGAGAAAUGUUUGCGGUUUUCUUUCACGGUAGUUGAAAUGCGCGUGCGCAAAAUGUUUCCGUGGUUACCGAGUAACUUCCUUCCGAGAAUAUGUGGCAUCCGUUAUUUCGAGAUCUCGAGAAAACAAAACAAUUAUUUCAUGAUCUCAGCUGGAUCACUGUAUCUCCGUCGGGAGAGACGAAGCCGGGCCAGUCUUCUGCGGAGGUGCCGCGGACUAAUUUUGAAAUUAUCCUUUAUUAAAAGACUUAAUGCAAUCCCUCCCUGUGUCAACCUCAUUAUCUCUAGCCGCUUUAUCCUUCUACAGGGUCGCAGGCAAGCUGGAGCCUAUCCCAGCUGACUACGGGCAAAAGGCGGGGUACACCCUGGACAAGUCGCCAGGUCAUCACAGGGCUGACACAUAGACACAGACAACCAUUCACACUCACAU